AUGAUAAAUUUUGGGAAGGUUUUAUUAAGAAAAUCGUAAAUAACUUUAAAAGACAUGAAAUAAUUUAUGAGUUUACCAAUUGAUUCAAAUAAUGAUUAAAUUCCUAUAUAUUCGUAUGAUGAAAAUAUAAAGAUUGUGACAACGUAUGAUUUGGAAUAAUCAACAAAGCAUAUACCUAUAAAAGAUUAAGUAAUCCAUUCUAUAGCGCAUAUAGAAUAUAAUGCAAUGAAAUCAUAUAUAGAUACUCUUAUUAGGUUUAUAAAUUAAGUCCCACUUUAAUUCCAAAUAGAAUUUAAGGAAGACUUAGGAUAGAUUGCAUAUGAAGAAUUUUGCCAUUUUGAAUUAGUAAAUUAAUUAUGCAAAUAUGGAUCCCAACCAGUUCAUAAUAAUUUAUAAAAAAGAAUGAUUUUAACCACGAAUUCCCUUUUAGGAAGAUUAGCAGUUUUGAGCAUUGUUAAUGAAGGGAGAGGAAUGGAUACAGGAUUGAAUUUAAUCUAAAAAUUAGAAGGUGAUAAGAAUUAUGAAAAAGUAAUAAAAAAAAUAGUCUAAGAAGAGAGUAAUCAUGUUAAAAUUGGACUUAAAUGGUUUGAGUUAUUAUGCAGUGACUAAAGUCCUUAAGAAAAUUUUCUUAAAUUAAUGAAUGAUUAUAAGAUUUCCAGAAAUUGGAAAAUUAACAUAUAAAAAAGGAAACAAGUAGGUUUUAGUGAUGAAUGGAUUAAAUGUUUAUAGAAUUGGAAUUGA
Paramecium tetraurelia is the source of this 741-nucleotide messenger RNA. RefSeq lists its product as uncharacterized. The record is from RefSeq and is a predicted model, not a curated record. The transcript is spliced from 2 exons. NCBI's taxonomy places the organism in Eukaryota, Ciliophora, Oligohymenophorea, Peniculida, Parameciidae.